UCUUCCAUCUCCAAUUCUCUCCAAGUCCACGUCGCAGCACAACUGCACAAGCCAAACCACCAAGACAUGAUCGACCUCUCUCUCUCUCUCUCUCUCUCUCUCUCUCUCUCUCUCCAGUGCCAGUCCCUCCUCUAUAUAAUUAAGGUCCCUUUUCACCAUCUCAUUCAUCAUCGUCCAUACUUCACCCAUCUCCUUCUUUGGCUAUCCUUCGCAUCUCUCCUCUUGCGUAUUCCAUUCUUGGCUGCGACCUACGUGCCUAGCUGCUUACCGUGCUACUUAGUUACAAAUCCUGCCUGCUUGGUGUGAUCGACACACGUGUACACAGAGCUAGCUAGCUGAAGCUAGACGGAAUAAUGAAGACGAUGGAGAUGGCGGCGCGUGAUCACCGAGAGGUGAGCAGCGACGAGGAGUCGGCGGCGGCGGGUGACCUCCGGCGCGGACCAUGGACGGUGGAGGAGGACCUGCUGCUCGUCAACUACAUCGCCGAGCACGGCGAGGGCCGCUGGAACGCGCUUGCCCGAUGCGCAGGGCUUAAGCGGACGGGGAAGAGCUGCCGUCUACGGUGGCUCAACUACCUGCGUCCCGACCUGCGGCGCGGCAGCAUCACGGCGCAGGAGCAGCUGCUGAUCCUGGAGCUGCACUCGCGGUGGGGCAACCGCUGGUCCAAGAUCGCGCAGCACCUGCCCGGGCGCACCGACAAUGAGAUCAAGAACUACUGGCGCACGCGGGUGCAGAAGCACGCCAGGCAGCUCAACUGCGACGUCAACAGCCAGCAGUUCAAGGACCUCAUGCGCUACCUCUGGAUGCCGCGCCUCCUCGAGCGCGUCCACUCCGAUGCCAAGCACGACGACGCGCCGCUGCCGCUCCCGGCGGACGACAGCGGCGCCGCCUCCUGGCCCAUUGACAACGCGAUCAAAAACCUCGUCCAGGGCGACAUGGAGCUGUCCUGCACCACCGCCGCGUCGUCGUCGUCCGUGUCGACCGAUGGCAUGCAACUGCAGCUGCAGCAGCUCGUCGUAUCCCAGCCACCGCUGGUGACCGCCGCCGGCGCCGAGAGCGCUUUUCCCGGCGGCAACCACGUCGCGUCGUACAGUAACAACAACACUGGCAGCAUGUGCGACACGUUGCGGCAACCACCACACGCAGAAUACCCGGCCCAGUUCGGCGCCGAGACGUGCUGGUCCGACGAGUCGCUGGUCCCGGGUCUCUCAGGCGUCUACGCCGACAUGGGUUUGCCGGAGCUUGGCGAGACCAUGUGGGGCGCCGGCGCCGACGACCUGUGGUACACGCAGAUAAUGGGGUUGUGAAAGCAAGUCCGCCGCUUCGAUUAUAUCGUUGACCGGACUGGCCCGGUACAGACGUGCUGGACGGGCGUCCAGCGCGCGAGACCUUGACAGAUGAGUGGAGAUGAAAAGAUGGACUCGAAGAAGGAUAUGGUUAUUAUUGGGGAGCUUCUGGUUAAUUUGGAGCUUAAUCCUCAUUGCUAUUUGCUAGCUCGCCAAUAAUUUCUUCUCCAGUUCUUGCACCAUCUUUUCCUCAAGUAUAUUAGUUACUGGAGCAGUAGCUUUUACUGGUAUGGAGUAGCAGUAGCUGUGGUUUACCAUGAGGUUAUGUACACUUGGUAAAUUAUUUAGUGUCGUCGUUGGUUCGUCGUUUUCACUGCCUUUUCUCCAUUCUUUCUUGGGUAAAUACGGACUGAUUGGUUUGUAACUUUGUGUAACGUUGAUGAUGAUCUGGAAGCCGUAAUAAAAGUU
This is a messenger RNA of Phragmites australis (common reed), 1754 nucleotides long. RefSeq names its product transcription factor JAMYB-like. The transcript has 2 exons. The record is from RefSeq and is a predicted model, not a curated record. Bases 354 to 1307 code for a protein of 317 amino acids. Gene Ontology annotation, biological process: regulation of DNA-templated transcription. Gene Ontology annotation, molecular function: sequence-specific DNA binding; DNA-binding transcription factor activity. NCBI's taxonomy places the organism in Eukaryota, Viridiplantae, Streptophyta, Magnoliopsida, Poales, Poaceae. Gene Ontology annotation, cellular component: nucleus.